CACUAGAUCUAGUGGGAAAAUAGCUAAAUUGGCAGCACUGGCUCUGGCUCUGCGCUUGCGUUAAAUGCUGUUUAAAUUAGCAUAUAGAUCAAUUUAGUAUUAAUCCAAGUAUAAUUACAUUGUGUUUUGUUGCUAUGUUGCAGUUGCAAUUGAUAAUGAUGAGAGAAGAUGUGAUGAGACUGCGCGAUAACAAAUUAUGAGUCGGAGUGACAACUUGUGGCAAGUUGAAAGUGAUAAAUAAAUAUUGCCAUGUCCAUGGCCAGCAAUGCAAAUGGCCAUGGCCUGGGUCCUGGCGGGGGUGGUGCUGGACAGAUCCAGAGUGCUGCAGUGGCUGCUGCCCCUCCCCCACCGCCCAAUCACAAUCACACGCAUGCCGUAUGCGUCUGGGAGUUUGAAUUGCGCGGCGGCAAAUGGCUACCCUAUUCACCCGCUGUCUCUCAGCACUUGGAGCGUGCGCAUGCCAAGAAACUCACCCGUGUUAUGCUAAGUGAUGCCGAUCCUAGAUUGGAGCAAUAUUAUGUGAAUGUACGUACCAUGACCCAAGAAUCGGAAGUGGAUCAAACGGAGACGAUAGGUGUAAGACGGAUGUUCUAUGCCCCGAGCUCGCCGGCGGGCAAGGGCACCAAAUGGGAGUGGUCAGGUGUUGGUGUAGGAGUCGUUGGUGGGAGUACGGAAUGCGAUUGGCGUUCAUAUAACAUGCACGUGCAAUGCAUCAUAGAGGAUGCUUGGGCCAGGGGCGAACAAACCUUGGAUCUCUGCCAUACUAACCUGGGUCUGCCCUAUACCAUUAACUUUUGUAAUCUCACACAAUUACGUCAACCGAGUGGUCCCAUUAGAAGCAUACGACGCACCCAACAAGCUCCGUAUCCGUUGGUUAAGCUCACACCUCAGCAAGCUGUACACAUGACCAGCAAUUAUAAUAGUUUACCCAAGCUGGGGGACAGUGGCAGCAAUAAAUCUACGCUUCAUCGUUUGCCAAUGCAUCGGCAACAGCAUCCAUUGCCAUUGAGUCAUCCUCCUCCCCAACACCAGCAGCAGCAGCAGCAGCAGCAACACCAACAACAGCAUCCCCAUCCCCAUCAGCACCAAAAGAAACCGCAAAAGAAGCAUAGCGAAAUAUCUACUACAAAUCUUCGUCAGAUACUCAACAAUUUGAAUAUAUUUGGUGGAAGUAGCAGUAAACAUUUAACCACUACCACAGCCAGUUCUGCCUCUUCCUCGUCAUCGGCUGCUUCGCAUCAUCAUCAUCAGCAUCAACAUCCACAUCAACAUCCCCAUGGCCAUGGCCAUGGUCAUCCUCUUCAUCAAAUGGGAAACUUCUCGCAUGCCAAAAACUCGAUGUUGACCUCAUCGAUGAAUAGCCAUCACAGCCGCUGCUCGGAGGGAUCAUUACAAUCACAAAGAAGCAGCCGUUUGGGCUCCACUCAUUCCCAUUCUCAUCGUUCGAGAUCACGAACGCGUGCCUCGGAUACGGAUACCAAUAGCAUGAAGUCGCAUCGUCGUCGUCCCAGUGUUGAUACCGUAUCCACUUACCUCAGCCACGAGAGCAAAGAAAGUCUACGUAGCCGAAAUUUCGCCAUCUCUGUGAAUGAUCUACUCGAUUGCUCUUUGGGUAGUGAUGAGGUUUUUGUGCCAUCGUUGCCGCCCUCAUCACUGGGCGAGCGUGCUCCAGUGCCACCGCCGUUGCCCCAUCAUCCACAUCAUCAUCAUCAGCAGCAGCAACAGCAGCAGCAGCAGCAGCAGCAACAACAACAGCAGCAGCAGCAACAACUACAACUCCAACAACAAUCAAUCGCUGGCUCGAUUGUGGGUGUGGAUCCCGCCAGCGAUAUGAUAUCGCGCUUUGUCAAAGUCGUUGAACCACCACUCUGGCCAAACGCCCAGCCAUGUCCCAUGUGCAUGGAGGAGCUGGUCCAUUCAGUACAAAAUCCUGCCAUCUCAUUGAGUCGCUGUCAGCAUUUGAUGCAUUUGCAAUGCCUCAAUGGAAUGAUAAUAGCCCAGCAAAAUGAAUUGAAUAAGAAUCUAUUCAUCGAGUGCCCCGUCUGUGGCAUUGUCUAUGGCGAAAAGGUGGGGAAUCAGCCAAUUGGCAGCAUGUCCUGGAGCAUAAUUAGCAAAAAUCUUCCCGGUCAUGAGGGACAGAAUACCAUACAAAUAGUUUAUGACAUUGCAUCUGGACUACAAACCGCCGAACAUCCUCAUCCGGGUCGUGCUUUCUUUGCUGUUGGCUUUCCACGCAUUUGUUAUUUACCUGAUUGCCCAUUGGGACGAAAAGUUUUGCGUUUUCUUAAAAUUGCCUUUGAUCGUCGUUUACUGUUCUCAAUUGGACGAUCAGUGACCACGGGACGCGAAGAUGUGGUAAUAUGGAAUAGUGUGGACCAUAAAACCCAAUUCAAUAUGUUUCCAGAUCCAACAUAUUUGCAACGCACCAUGCAACAGUUGGUCCACCUAGGAGUGACUGACUAAUCUGACGUCGUCAUUCCUAAUUUACAAUCUCUUCCAAUCUCUUCCAUUUCCAAUAAUGAAUUUAAGUGUUAUACCCUUGCAAAAGGUAUUUAUGAGCAUAAUAAGCAAUCAAAUGGAGAUAUAUAUAUAUUCUAUACUUAGGUUCCCUUUCCUUUUUUUCUUUGUAUUGUAAUUUUUUACUCACUCAAAAGUAUUCUUGAUAAGGACGUCAGGCUAAGGUGAUGCAGCCCUUUUCUAAUAGCCAUAUCUAAACAUAUAUAGGCAAACUAGUCUCUCAGUAUUAAAACAUCCAAAUCGGACGUUUAUAUCAUAUGGAUUUUCAAAAGGAUUGAAUGUUGUUAUCCAUUUCUGUAGUUUCUAAAUGGGCAAUAACUUUUCUUCUCUCAAAUAAAUCGACAGCAAUUUCUAUUCUACUGAAAUUUAAUAAUGGAAAGAAUUGUGGAUUAAUCUACUUUUUUUACAAUCAGUCCAAAACUAUAAAUUUUGGCGUACUUAUUGUUUCUUAAGUGCCAAAAAGAAAACUUAUUAGAUAUAUUUACGAGCCAUAUUCCUUAAAAUCUCUGAAAUUUGUAUAGUAUAUAUUUUGUUUUAGUGCUCAUUUUGCAAGGGUAUAUGAAAAACUUCGGCAUAGUCGAAAUUAUUCCCGGCCCUCUGGUUUUUACUUGAUUUUACUAUAAUA
Drosophila willistoni is the source of this 3142-nucleotide messenger RNA. RefSeq names its product protein deltex (gene dx). Gene Ontology annotation, biological process: Notch signaling pathway; protein ubiquitination. NCBI's taxonomy places the organism in Eukaryota, Metazoa, Arthropoda, Insecta, Diptera, Drosophilidae. The transcript is spliced from 5 exons. The record is from RefSeq and is a predicted model, not a curated record. Gene Ontology annotation, molecular function: ubiquitin protein ligase activity; zinc ion binding. The coding region runs from base 250 to 2463 and encodes 737 amino acids. Gene Ontology annotation, cellular component: nucleoplasm.